This is a messenger RNA of Cervus elaphus (red deer), 2838 nucleotides long. RefSeq names its product SRY-box transcription factor 1 (gene SOX1). Bases 226 to 1335 code for a protein of 369 amino acids. NCBI's taxonomy places the organism in Eukaryota, Metazoa, Chordata, Mammalia, Artiodactyla, Cervidae. The record is from RefSeq and is a predicted model, not a curated record. The transcript has a single exon. Gene Ontology annotation, molecular function: RNA polymerase II cis-regulatory region sequence-specific DNA binding; DNA-binding transcription factor activity, RNA polymerase II-specific. Gene Ontology annotation, biological process: cell differentiation; regulation of DNA-templated transcription; anatomical structure morphogenesis.
GCUUCAGAGAAACUUUCCACCCGUGAGCCGGACCGGCGCUAAGUGCGUGUAUCCUUGCCUCUUUUGUGUCGUUGUCGCCUCCACCUCUCCGCACUCUUCUCUCCGCCAGGACCUCACCCCCCCGCCCGCGUCUCGGUCCGUCUGAGCCCCUCUCCAUCCCCCACCCCGGCCGUCUAUGCGCCAGGCCCUCUCCGCGCGGCGCCGGUGAACCCGCGAGCCGCCUCGAUGUACAGCAUGAUGAUGGAGACCGACCUGCAUUCGCCCGGCGGCGCCCAGGCGCCCACGAACCUGUCGGGCCCGGCCGGGGCGGGUGGGGGCGGCGGCGGCGGCGGCGGGGGCGCCAAGGCCAACCAGGACCGAGUCAAGCGGCCCAUGAACGCCUUCAUGGUGUGGUCCCGCGGUCAGCGGCGCAAGAUGGCCCAGGAGAACCCCAAGAUGCACAACUCGGAGAUCAGCAAGCGCCUGGGCGCCGAGUGGAAGGUCAUGUCCGAGGCCGAGAAGCGGCCGUUCAUCGACGAGGCCAAACGGCUGCGCGCGCUGCACAUGAAGGAGCACCCGGAUUACAAGUACCGGCCGCGGCGCAAGACCAAGACGCUGCUCAAAAAGGACAAGUACUCGCUGGCCGGCGGGCUGCUGGCGGCCGGCGCGGGCGGCGGCGCGGCCGUGGCCGUGGGCGUGGGCGCAGCGGCCGUGGGCCAGCGGCUCGAGAGCCCCGGCGGCGCGGCGGGCGGCGGCUACGCGCACGUCAACGGCUGGGCCAACGGCGCCUACCCCGGCUCGGUGGCGGCGGCGGCCGCCGCCGCGGCCAUGAUGCAGGAGGCGCAGCUGGCCUACGGGCAGCACCCGGGCGCGGGUGGCGCGCACCCGCACGCGCACCCCGCGCACCCGCACGCGCACCACCCGCACGCGCACCCGCACAACCCGCAGCCCAUGCACCGCUACGACAUGGGCGCGCUGCAGUACAGCCCGAUCUCCAACUCGCAGGGCUACAUGAGCGCCUCGCCCUCGGGCUACGGCGGCCUCCCCUACGGCGCCGCGGGCGGCGCGCACCAGAACUCGGCCGUGGCGGCGGCAGCGGCGGCGGCGGCCGCGUCGUCGGGCGCCCUGGGCGCGCUGGGCUCGCUCGUCAAGUCAGAGCCGAGCGGCAGCCCGCCGGCCGCGGCGCACUCGCGGGCGCCGUGCCCCGGGGACCUGCGCGAGAUGAUCAGCAUGUACUUGCCGGCCGGCGAGGGCGGCGACCCGGCGGCGGCACAGAGCCGGCUGCACUCGCUGCCGCAGCACUACCAGGGCGCGGGCGCGGGCGUCAAUGGCACGGUGCCUCUGACGCACAUCUAGGGGCGCGCACCCCGCGGCCGGCCGGCCUCCGUACAAACCUGUCCACGUUCUCCUGAAAAGGAAGACACAGGCGCCGCACGCCCGGCGCCGCCUGGCCCCCCGACCGCGAGCUCCCGGGGACCGCUCGGCGGGACGGUUGCGCGUCGGAGACUGAACUCCGGUGUUUUCUUGAGACUUUUUGUACAGUAUUUAUCAUCCAUCCGCGGAGAAGGCAGAAAGCGUCUUCUUUGCUCGAGGGGACACAGAGACCGAACCAAACACGAGGCGACUCCCAACUUUUCUAUCCCCGCCGCGGGCCCGCUUUCAUCCCGCAUCGCCUCCUGACGGCGUCGGGUGACGGCGGCGCGGGGAGCGGGUCUCAUCUAUUAGCAGUGUAGGGAGACGGCGCCAAACACAAGUUUUGGUAGUCGUUAUGGCUUUGGGGGGGGUCGGUUUGUUAAUUUAUACGAAGAGAUUCCCCCCACCCACCCCUUUCAGGCGGCAGCGUUAUUCUGGGUUUUGUAAAACUUUCUGUAUCUGAGCAUUUUCAUUUUUUUUUUGUUUUGUAUUAUUUCAUGUAAAUGCGUUGUGAAAUUUUUAUUUGCGGCGUUGCGGUGUGGAGAGGGGGAUUCAGAUUAUGUACAUAGUUUCCUAAAAAGCCUUUCUUCUAAAAACGAAAAAAAGAACCCCCCACCCUAAAAAAUAAUUGCAUCGAGCUUUGAGUCAAUAAAUUUAAGAGCGAGAAGUCCGUUUUUCCCCCAUAAAUUUGAAACGUGCUAAAUUUAUAAUCAUGCUUUAUGAGCUCAAGAUACAAUUAGUUAAUCUGAAGGAGAAAGAAAAAUUAUCAUCAUGAAAUGAAACUGAGGGAAGCCGGGGGAGAGGGCACAGUGUCCUUGGAGUUGCAUUAAAGAGGAAGGAAGGGGAGUAAAAAUCGAUAGAUUAUUUUGUAGACUUUACACUGUCAUUACGGAACGAGAAAUAAUUGCCCCCCCCCAAAAAAAAACAGUUUUGUAGCCCGGCCUUGGGUGCGCAGUUUUUAACCGCAGGCAGAUGCCGCGGGCUUUGCGAUUCCUUGCUUCCAGCCUCUUCCUGCUGGCCCGGGACCUGCGCGCAGUUUGGUCCAAAGGAGGGAGGAGAAAAGACCCCAGUGGCGGGACCAGGGCAAGGACGGGCGACAAAGACGGUGGGGGUGCCGGGGGGCCCAAUUCCCCUGCAGUUAAUGAGACUGCAAGUGGAAUUUUCUGAAUUUGGCUCAAGGAAACGCAUUCUUUAAACCAAAAUGUACUGCAACCGAUUCCCCUCUGUCUGUCCUCAGCCCCUCCCUCUGGUAUCUCUCUCCUUGGAAAAGGACAAAAUAGUUCUGUUGGGUUUUCACACACAAAACCGAUCACUCCCGGAUGCCCCGCGUGAACUGGGAUGCAAGUUGCUAACCAAUGUGAAUGCAAAAUGCGGUGUUUAUUAUUCCUGACGAGAUCUGAGGUUGUUUGAUGCUUUAAUUUUUUUUAAUUAUAUUUUUUCUAGGUG